Leptosia nina is the source of this 237-nucleotide messenger RNA. NCBI's taxonomy places the organism in Eukaryota, Metazoa, Arthropoda, Insecta, Lepidoptera, Pieridae. The record is from the annotation of a GenBank genome assembly.
AUGAGCAUCCAAGAUAGAUCCUGCCCUGCUUCAGCGGACGUAUUGAAAAGUUUCAUCUGUAAUUUAUCAUCUAUUGUUGGUCACACAAUGGCUGUAACCGGCAAGGCGGUUGUCUCGAAUCUCGAUCACCAUACGAUAGAUCUUGAACUCCUCAAGUAUUGUGCGGGCAGAUUAAUAGAGAUGUUUUGGUACCUUGUCUUAGUUGUGUGCAAACAAAAGGGUCUGUUCGGCUUGUAA